Peromyscus leucopus (white-footed mouse) is the source of this 3553-nucleotide messenger RNA. It is a transcript of the gene Cacng4, whose product is annotated as calcium voltage-gated channel auxiliary subunit gamma 4. The transcript is spliced from 4 exons. The record is from RefSeq and is a predicted model, not a curated record. The coding region runs from base 224 to 1207 and encodes 327 amino acids. Gene Ontology annotation, molecular function: voltage-gated calcium channel activity; channel regulator activity. Lineage: Eukaryota; Metazoa; Chordata; Mammalia; Rodentia; Cricetidae. Gene Ontology annotation, cellular component: AMPA glutamate receptor complex; postsynaptic density membrane; voltage-gated calcium channel complex. Gene Ontology annotation, biological process: regulation of AMPA receptor activity; transmission of nerve impulse; neurotransmitter receptor transport, postsynaptic endosome to lysosome.
GUAGCCCGCGCAGCCCUCACUCGCCGCCGCGCCUCGGAGUUUGAGCCCCGCGCAGCCCGAGCGCAGGCACGCCCGGGGCGCGGGGUCGGAGCGCGCAGCGCGGCGCCGCCCCCCGGCCCUCGGCCCCCCAGCCCCUGGCGCCCCCGGAGCUGCGCGCCGAGGGAGGAGGGCGGGCGGGCGCGGCGGGCCGGGCCGGCGGGCGGCGGACUAUGAGGCGCCCACCAUGGUGCGAUGCGACCGCGGGCUGCAGAUGCUGCUGACCACGGCCGGAGCCUUCGCUGCCUUCUCGCUCAUGGCCAUCGCCAUCGGCACCGACUACUGGCUGUACUCCAGCGCGCACAUCUGCAACGGCACCAACCUGACCAUGGACGACGGGCCCCCGCCCCGCCGCGCCCGCGGCGACCUCACCCACUCGGGACUGUGGCGGGUGUGUUGCAUCGAAGGCAUCUAUAAAGGACACUGUUUCAGGAUCAACCACUUUCCAGAGGACAAUGAUUACGACCAUGACAGCUCAGAGUACCUCCUCCGCAUUGUGCGAGCCUCCAGUGUCUUCCCCAUCCUCAGCACCAUUCUGCUCCUGCUUGGAGGGCUCUGCAUCGGCGCUGGGAGGAUCUACAGCCGCAAGAACAACAUUGUCCUCAGUGCAGGCAUCCUCUUUGUGGCCGCAGGCCUCAGUAACAUCAUCGGCAUCAUCGUCUACAUCUCCAGCAACACAGGCGACCCCAGUGACAAGCGUGACGAAGACAAAAAGAACCAUUACAACUACGGCUGGUCCUUUUACUUUGGAGCCCUGUCGUUCAUUGUGGCCGAGACCGUGGGCGUCCUGGCCGUAAACAUUUACAUUGAGAAAAAUAAAGAGUUGAGGUUUAAGACCAAGCGGGAAUUCCUUAAGCCUUCUUCCUCCUCUCCUUACGCCAGGAUGCCGAGCUACAGGUACCGGCGACGGCGGUCCAGGUCCAGUUCAAGGUCCACCGAGGCCUCGCCCUCCAGGGAUGCGUCUCCCGUGGGCCUGAAGAUCACCGGGGCCAUUCCUAUGGGUGAGCUGUCCAUGUACACGCUGUCCAGGGAACCCCUGAAGGUAACCACGGCUGCCAGCUACAGCCCGGACCAGGAUGCUGGCUUCCUGCAGAUGCACGACUUCUUCCAACAGGACCUAAAGGAGGGUUUCCACGUCAGCAUGCUGAACCGGCGGACGACUCCCGUGUGACCUGCCCACCCGUCUCGGCACCGGCCUCCCCCAGAGUGGCUGUUUGUGUGACACACAACAGGGUGACCCUUAAGAUAAUAGACAGUGAACUGGAGAGCCAAGGGCAACCCUCCCUGGCCUCCAAAAGAUGCCAUGGGCUGGCUAAGAGUGGAGGAAGCCUGGAGACUGGAAUCAGGGCUAGGGUAGAAACUGAAGGCUAACUUUCUCCCAAGACAGGGUGUAUUGCUGUCCUCCUGAAAUUUCCCAGGAGGCCCAAGAAUUUUCUAGAAGCUGCAUCAGCCUGCCUCUUGGAAACCAGGAAACCAGUCAUGCCAGAAGAUGUCAAACUUUUUCCCCUUCCCUGGGCACAGGGCCACAGGAAGGCUUCUUCCAGAACUGGGACCUCUGGGCUCCCAUCAGCUGUUUCCCACCCAGAAGUUCCUGUGUCCUGGAGCCCAGAAUGAGCCGGAUCUCACUCCACUCCCCUCUGCCUCCCUCUCUCAGCCUCUGUCUGGCAGCCUGGUGGAGCCUGUGGUUGUAAACAUCAUCCGUCCUAAAGAGAAAGCUCUAUGGCUAACUGGUGCUUCGGCCUUGAGCUGUCCUGUGGCCGGCGUCUCUCCACCUCAGGAGACCAGGAAUCCAGGGCAAAGGCAGAGUCUGCAGGCUUUCCUACCUGCUUCCGGAAGUUUCUGCUGAGCUCGGAAUGGACAGGACGUACUCACUAAACUUGGAGAUCUGGAGGAUUCCAUGGGUCUGAGGAAAGGUGGGAACUUACUGUGUUCUUCCCCACUUGCCUGAGGAACCACACUGUCCCCUGAGCCACAGGGGACCCGGCUAGGGGCGGAGCCAUACUCCCACUUCCAAACUGGUGUACAACUUCAGUAUGAGAAAGGGGAACCUGAGGGUGAGCGGAGACGACAAAGAACAAAGAAAGAGCAUCCGUUUCCAAGUGGUUCUGAAUGGUGGCGUACUGAGAACCAACAGCAGCAGAACAAGCCACAUUCAACUCCUCAUCCUAAAAAGCAGCAAUGGCGUCUCUCCCGACUCCUGUCCUAAUUUAUUCUGCCGACACCCAAAGGACUCUGUGGACAUUUGACUCAAGGGGCCGUCCUGGGCUUUCUCACUUUGCCUGAAUCUGAGGAUGAGGUCUGUGUUUUACAGUUUGUCCAGCCAUCCCCCUUUCCCUCUCGAGGUGAGCAAACACCGUGUGAGUGUGUCCAGAUUAGAAAGAACUCUCCAGAAAGUGGAACUUACCCCCUUUUCUAUAACACGCGUGCUUUCUAAGGAUCAAUUGUUUCUUACUUUUUGAGACUUCUUAAUCCAAUCUUUAACAGUCUUCUGUGACCCCAGUAACUGUCUCCCCUAGAAGUGACAAGCCAGUUCUUACCUCAGCCGCCUGCUCAUGGAGCCCCUAGGCUGACUCGGAGUUCAGACGCAGGUCCAUUUGUCCUUCCCUGCCUGCCCUUCAUCCCCCCACCACACUCUCUCUCUCUCUCUCUCUCUCUCUCUCUCUCUCUCUCUCUCUCUCUCCCUCUCUCUCUCUAAAGAAAGACAUCCUAUGUCAUAGCUAAAGCCAACUGCCCAUGAGCUGGUGAGCUGAAAUGUGAACAUGUCGGGGCUCCUUCGUUCUUGCUCAGAACCAUCCCCUCCUGGCCAGGCGGGCUCCUCGGCGUGUGUCAAAGCAUGCACAGCAGUGAGUGAGCGCCAGUGUCGAGAUGUGUGGUCUGUCCCUGCAGCAGGCCCUCACCCUGCCCACCUCCCCCACCUCGCCUCUACCACCAUUAACAUCUUUGGAGGCUGAAGGAAGCCCCGACCCCCAGGGAGACCAAGACCCAUGUCUCUUCUGGAAAUAAAGCAGCCUAUGGUAAACUUCCACACAAGCCACCUUCCCAACUGUAGUUCCAGAAGUUUCCACGGUUCCACAUGAGAAAGCUGUGUUCCGAUGAAUCCUACCUCUUGUCCAGUCCUAGGCAGAGUACACAGGCCCACUCCGGGGACAAGAGAGAGCCAGAAGGAAAAGGAAGAAGAGGCAGGGUAGAACGCGGAGAAAAGCCUCAGCUGCCCGGCCCCCACAGCCUUUCUCCUGCUGACUGUUGGCCUCACUCCGGGGACCCUGGUCACUGGCUUGCCCUUCCUGUGGGGAAGGGAGCAGAGCUGGACCGUACCGCUGACAGGCUCGGGUCCAGCUCCUUCUCUGAAGGGACAUGAGGCCUGAGCCCAUCUUCCCACCCCUCCUCUGUCCCGUCUCCUCCCCUGUGUCUUUCACCAGUUAAGCCCCUGUGAUCCUGUACCCACCAGUGGUUUGGGGUUCUUAGUUCUGUCUCUCUCUCUUUUUUUUUAAUUAAAUAAAAACAUUUUUAAAAUGUU